Messenger RNA from Lontra canadensis (Northern American river otter), 1239 nucleotides. RefSeq names its product zinc finger protein 713-like. The transcript has 4 exons. Bases 90 to 608 code for a protein of 172 amino acids. Gene Ontology annotation, biological process: regulation of DNA-templated transcription. The record is from RefSeq and is a predicted model, not a curated record. Lineage: Eukaryota; Metazoa; Chordata; Mammalia; Carnivora; Mustelidae.
CACCGCGUCCCGCCCAGGUCGGGCCCGGCGGCGGCCGCGGCGUCAGGGGGCGGAGCCGCCCAGAGCGCCCUUUGUCUGCGGAGGCCGUUAUGCCCUCUCACAAUGCUAUACUUUCCCAAGGGGGGAACAUGGAGGAGAAAGAAAUGAGUAAUGGAUCACAGAUAGUCAGGUCUCAGGACUCACUGACAUUCGAGGACGUGGCUGUGAACUUCACCAGAGAAGAGUGGAACCAACUGUACCCUGCUCAGAAGAUCCUUUACCGAGAUGUGAUGCUGGAGAACUACAGGAAUCUGGUAGCACUGGGGCAUCAACUUUAUAAGCCAGAGGUGAUCUCUCAGUUGGAGAAAGAAGAACAGCGGGGGAUGGAAAGGUACAGCACACUGGACGCUCACACAGGUGAGGAGCAAGCAUUUGGGUAUUUGCUGCUCAGUGAAGAGAAGCAGUCACUUCUGAAACAUUCAACUGACUGUGCUCCAAGUCUUUGCCUCUGGGGUUUACAGAAUACUGAGACCUUUUUAAAAAUUCAGUUUAUGUUUGACUUUGUUCCAAACUGGAAAUGGCCCUCUUAUUUUUUUCCAAUUAUACAGAUAAUAUAUACUUAUCAUUAAAAAAUUCACACAACACAAAAGUUAGUGUGAAGGUAUUAACUCUAACGUUCAUGAAUACUUUGAUGUUGCAGAUCUCCACAUAGAAUUUUCUGUUUCUUCAUUCCUUUUCCUUUUGUUAUCAAACUCUUUAAACUUGUCUAAAACCCAUAGCCUCAAUUUUAAUUCUCUUGAUUACCUUUGUGACAUGACUCCUGUCCUAUCUGUACUAUUAAAGUGGUUUUCUUGGAGAUUAUUACCAACUUCCUUCAGUCAAAUCUGGUGGCUUAAAAAAAAAGUUAUUGUCUCCUCUAAUCUUGUUGCAUUGGAUUGUGUUGACUUUACUUUUUUAGAAAUUUUCUUUCACUCUGGCUUGCGAUGUACACGAUUCUUGCCUUUUGUAGUCUGUGUCCAGUAUCUCUAUCUGCUCCUACACUGCUUUCUCUCCCUUUUUAGUCUUCUAAAUGUAUAUAUUCCUACAGGCUUAGUGUUCUGCUCUGUAGUAUAUUCCUUUUAAGUAACCCUUCUAUGGCAUUUUCCCAUUUCUGUAUUUUUAGCCUCAAUAUUUCACCCACAUAAUCUUCCCAGAUUUUAGAUUAUAUUUUUGUUUCUGAAUGUCAUACCAUCAUCUUAAUUAAAUAUUUCAAAACCUGGA